This is a messenger RNA of Molossus molossus (Pallas's mastiff bat), 669 nucleotides long. It is a transcript of the gene BHLHA9, whose product is annotated as basic helix-loop-helix family member a9. NCBI's taxonomy places the organism in Eukaryota, Metazoa, Chordata, Mammalia, Chiroptera, Molossidae. Gene Ontology annotation, molecular function: RNA polymerase II transcription regulatory region sequence-specific DNA binding; protein dimerization activity; DNA-binding transcription factor activity, RNA polymerase II-specific. Bases 1 to 669 code for a protein of 222 amino acids. Gene Ontology annotation, biological process: regulation of transcription by RNA polymerase II; developmental process. The transcript has a single exon. The record is from RefSeq and is a predicted model, not a curated record.
AUGCACCGAGGCGUGCCAGGACCAGGCCUCAGGGGCCUGAAGGGGGCCGAGGGCUCUGCCAAGGACUUGGGGGGCUCUAGCCUGGAGGCUGGAAGGGAUUUUGGGGUGUUGAGGGAGAACGGCGCCCCCCGCGGCCUGGGCGAGACAGAGGAGGUGCCGAGCAGUAGAAAGCGCGCGCGGCCGGUGCGGUCCAAGGCGCGGCGCGUGGCGGCCAACGUGCGGGAGCGCAAGCGCAUCCUGGACUACAACGAGGCUUUCAACGCGCUGCGCCGGGCGCUGCGGCACGACCUGGGUGGCAAGAGGCUCUCCAAGAUCGCCACGCUGCGCAGGGCCAUCCACCGCAUCACAGCGCUCUCCCUGGUCCUACGCGCCAGUCCCCCGCCCCGCUGGCCUUGCGGGCACCUGGAGUGCCACGGCCAGGGUGAGCGCGCCGGAGACGCCGGGGAUGCGGGCUCCAGUCCGCCCCGGCCGGUGCAGCCGCCCGCCGGGCUCUUCCUACCGCGCUGUGCCUCCUGCUCCCCGCACACGCCCCUGGGACGGCCAGUGACCGAGGCGCAGGGUUUGGUCCAGGCCUCCCCUGGAAGCUGGCGCCGGUGGCCCGGGGGGCCCUUUGCUUGGCCACUGGGCCAACCGCGGGUGGGCUCCGGGCUGGGCUACCAGCACCCCUGA